AUGGCAGCUACGUCAUCACCAGCGUCAACGACCUUAAUUUCGUCGUUAUCACCAUCCUCAUACGCUGAAUCUCCAUCUUUAGGGGUCAUCACUACUAAUACUACCACCACCACAGAAACGUCAUCACCGACAUCAUCACCAAGCUACUUAGAUAAAUUAAUGCAUAGUUCUCGUUUCAAAAAUCAACAACCACAACAGCAACUACAACCACAACGUCAACAACAUCAAAAACAGCAGCAUUUACACCAAAUAAAAAGUCAGUGUAACGUAAACAACAACAACAACAACGACAGCGCUGAUAAAAAACAACCACACCCAACUUCAACAACAUCAUCACUUUCUCAAACCUUUACUAAUUCAACUGAAUCGCUAACAUCAACCAACUCACCGAGAACAAAGAGCGAAGAUAAUAAAAUUAAUUCAGAUAAAUUUACUAAGUCGAUUCAGAAUGAAAAUAAUAAAACUGAAUCAGAAAAGCCGGCCGGACCACAAAUAACCAUAGAAUCACCAAAGGGUUCCAAAUUUUCUAGUUUAAUUUCUCCACCUAACUUAAGUAGUUCAUUUAACCUAACUAGUUCGAUUAACUUGACCGGGUCAUUUAAUUUCUCGGGGUCAUCUAGGGCCCCUUCACCUUUUAUCUGGAGGCCCGUUAUGCCAGGGUAUACGACGGAAAAGGGCAACGCUAAAUCGGUGAACGAAACGUCGCCAUCAUCAUUAUCAGCAGCAGCAGCAACACCAGCUGAAACAGCAACUACAGCAGCUACACUUAGCUUCAAAAGAGCAAUACCAGCUAUGCAUAUAUCUCUGGCCGUUAUGUGCCUUAUAUGCAAUAUUCUCUGUCCUGGUUUCGGUAAGCUGGAUGCCCCGGGAACAUUUGUCUCGGCUCUCUCUCUCGUCUGCCAUCUAUCGAUAUCACGAUGCAGACCAAAGGUUUCUAGAAACAUCGUCGUCUGCGUGAACGUGCGCGUCGCCUGCCUACAAUUCUUGACCACGCCCUUCCUUCUGAUUGGCUGGAUCUGGAGCCUACUCUGGGGAGCUGCUUUCGUCAUCAUCUCAGAAGAGUACAGCACUUUAAAAAAUGCGAGACAGUACCAACAGCAGCAACAGCAACAACAGCCAACGUCAUCAACAACUCUUUCAACAACAACAACUGUUGUCUUAACCAGCAGUAGCAGCAGCAACAACAACAACAUCAACAGCAACAACAGCAACAACAACAGCAACAACAGCAACAACACAAACAACAACAAUGAGCUGCCAUUGAUAGUAGUCUACCAAUCACCGAUCAUCAUUCAGCCAUCAUCAUUAUCAUCAUCAUCCCAGCAACAACAACAACAGCCAUUCUCACCAUCCUCAUCAUCGUCUUCAUCAUCAACACAAACGAAUCCCAUUGGUCGAGACGAAUUUCAAAUCAACCAAUCAUCAAGCGCUGGCCGGCCGAGACGGACCAAUGGCAGACAAAGAAGACCGAGAAGUAUGAAUACAGAAUCUAGGUCGAUGACCCCAUUAACUCCAUUCCUAUUGGAUGCCGGAAAUCUGGAGCAAUUGGUACAUCGUAGCCACAUUGUACCCAAUCCAGAUAACGAAUUUCUCGACAUUGUAUCCAGAAAGUGA
Helobdella robusta is the source of this 1614-nucleotide messenger RNA. RefSeq lists its product as hypothetical. The record is from RefSeq and is a predicted model, not a curated record. Gene Ontology annotation, cellular component: sensory dendrite. Lineage: Eukaryota; Metazoa; Annelida; Clitellata; Rhynchobdellida; Glossiphoniidae. Gene Ontology annotation, biological process: taxis; proprioception; sensory perception of mechanical stimulus. Bases 1 to 1614 code for a protein of 537 amino acids. The transcript is spliced from 4 exons.